Molecule: messenger RNA, 2076 nt
Organism: Symbiodinium pilosum
Lineage: Eukaryota; Dinophyceae; Suessiales; Symbiodiniaceae
Source: the annotation of a GenBank genome assembly
AUGGUUUAUCUGUUACUGGCACUCGGCCUGGCAGCGCUUCUGGUCGGCGGUACUUUACUGGUGCGCGGCGCAUCCGGUAUUGCUGCCGCAUUCAACGUACCCAACAUGAUCAUCGGCCUGACUGUUGUUGCAUUUGGCACCAGCAUGCCGGAACUGGUGAUCAACGUCACAGGUGCCAUCCGAGGUGAAACAGAUAUCGCCUUCGGUAAUGCGGUGGGUUCUAACCUGGCAAACUUUGGUCUGGUACUUGGCAUUGCCGCCAUCAUGUCGCCAAUUUAUCUUCAAGGUCAGGUUGUACGGCGCGAAGUACCGUUCCUUUUACUGGUGACCGCCAUAUUAAUGGUGAUGGCCUGGGACAUGCCACUUAACGGCACCACACCAUUGAUCGACCGCAGCGACGCCAUCAUUCUGUUCUUGAUGUUUACUGUGUUCAUUUAUUUUGUCGUGCGCGAUGUUGUUAAAGAAUCAGGUGACCCGGUGUUCGCUGAAGCUGAACACUUUCCGGCACCUGCGCGCACCGGGUUGGUAGUGAACAGCGCCGCGUCGGUAGCAGGUAUGGCCCUGUUAAUGGUGGGCGGCACGCUGACCAUUGAAAACGGCUCAGCUAUUGCCAGGUUGCUGGAAAUGCCAGAAGUUGUCGUCGGCAUUUUCAUUGUUGCGGUAGGUACCAGCUUACCUGAAUUGGUAACCUCGGCGAUCGCGGCUUACAAAAAAGAAACUGACCUUGCACUGGGCAACAUCGUCGGUUCUAACAUAUUUAACUCGUUGGUCGUCCUGCCUGCUGCAGCCAUAAUUGUACCCAUACCGAUUCCAAAGGGGGGCGACCUGGAUCUGGCCGUUGGCUUUGCUUUUGUGCUGGUUGUUAUUCCCUUGUUUUUAUUCAGCGGUGCUCGCCUCGGAAGGCGCGCGGGAGACACCAUGUCCAAAGUCCUUAUUGCUGUUGCAUUAUGUUUCACCCUGCUAACCGGCUUACCUGCGGUUGCUGCAGACGCUGACGAGCAAGCCCAGGCUGCCAUUGAUACCCGCCAGGGAUUACUCAAAGUUGUUGUCAGCUACUUCGGACCGAUCGUUGGCAUGGCCAGAGGGCAGAUCCCUUACGAUGCCGACGUCGUGAAAAACAACGCCGAAAAAGUGGCCAUGUUACUACCUAUGAUUCCUGACGUUUUUCGCAAAGACACUCGCGAAUCGGGUUUAGAAACAGAAGCGCUGAAUGAAAUCUGGGACAACAUGGGCGAUUUUCAGACAAAAACCGAUACGGCGACCGAGCGCGCACUGGCACUGGUUGUAAAGGCUGCCACGACGACUACCGCCAACAAAACUGAUCUGCCCGCACCAGAUCAGGGCGUGACUCGAGACAAUCCCGAAAUCACAAAACAAUCCCAGCCAGCGCUGAAAAGCCUGGUCUGGGACCUGCCGACCCGCCUGUUUCACUGGUUACUGGUGUUCUGCCUGGCUGGCUCAUGGAUCACUGCGGAGGCAGGCUUCGAUUGGACCGAGACACACUUUCUUUUUGGCUAUACCAGCCUCGGGCUCAUAGCCUUUCGCGUGAUCUGGGGUUUCAUCGGGCCUACCCAUGCGCGCUUCAGCUCGUUUAUUAAAGGACCAAGAGAUGUCAUCAGCAGCGCACAAGCACUGCUGAAUCGAACCCCUUCGACUUAUGUCGGUCAUAACCCUAUUGGCGGCUGGUCGACAGUCUUGUUCCUGGGCGUUGUUGCAACUCAGGCGACCACCGGUUUAUUCAUCAGCGACGACAUUUUUUAUGCCGGGCCUUACAACGGCAUCGUCAGCAACAGUACCGCAGGUGAGCUCGCUGGCAUUCAUCACAUUAACUUCAACGUUUUACAGGCAUUGGUGCUGAUUCAUCUGAGCGCCAUCAUCUGGUACCAAUGGGGUAAACGCACGCAACUCAUCAAGCCAAUGAUCACCGGUCACAAAGCACUGCCGAAUGAACAUAUGCAACAAGCUAUCCCUCACAGUUACCUUAUACGCGCAGUCAUUGUCGGGAGUCUCGUGGCGGCAGCUGUGGUUGCGCUUGUACAGUUUGCGCCGCCACCUGCUCCAAUGAGUUUCUUCUAA